AUGAUGGUCAAUGCCCCAACGUUAGUCGCUCAAGGUCCAGUUCAGCAAUGGCUUGAUAUUCAGCGGCGUUUCCGGGACAAAUCGAAACCGUGUCCUGACUUGGCUCAACAGCUACCAUGCUUCGCCUCUCGUUCUUUCGAGGAUCUCGAUAUUCUGGCCACUGGUACCUUUCGGAAACUUCCACGGAUCCAAAACUCCGCUUGGGACUCAGACUUUGUGGCUGGCUGCAUUUUACACGAAAAUCAACCCACACAGAUCGCGAUUAAGUUUCGGAUAAAGCUUUCUGGACCUUGUUAUUCGCUAUCCACCCUAAAACGACUGCUCUUUGACCUCUACGAGCACAUAAUUCUCUUAGACCAGUGGCCGAUCUCGCGGCUCGCUUGCUCAACUUUCUGGUGCUAUGAGGGACUCAAUUACACUCGAGGCGUGUCGCUGAAUACUGCGACAGUAUUCAAAGAAAUAUUCAAAUUUGCUCGCUCGCCUCCAAAACAAACUCAUUUGCUGCAACAGUCCAAUUCUCCGUAUCAAGUUCGCAAUGCCUCGUAUCCGUUACUCAAACAGGUCAAUGAUCAUGUACCACGAGAAUGACGUUAUAUUAAAGAGGACAGAAGCUCGUUCCAGAGCCUUUCAAGCAUCACUUGAAACCGUUGGGGAGUUCACCACUCUUUCCAAGCAGAUAGAAAUAAAGAAGCUUAUGAUAGCCGACGACCCGGACUUUCGAAAUGUGAACAGAACGUUACAUGAAGUCAGGAAAUCCGCACGCCCCAAUGAGGCUUCUGUGGGAAUUGCUCCAGGAACAGACAUGGAUGCAACUGCAGUGAACGCGAGAAUCGUGACGACAGUCGGACCGAAGGAAGUGGGCAGCGGUCACGCGGGACUUGGGACUGACGGUAUCAACACUGUUAUGUCGGAGAAGGCUCGGGGUAAGAUGCGCGAAACUGGACGAGAAUGGCGUUCCUGCGACAGAGAAAACGAUAGUGCUGUCCCAAUUCAAAAUGGUACCACGUUGAGACGGAAUGAUGUGACACGACAAGAAGAUACUCCGUCAACAAGUACAAGUGAGAUCCUCAGAAGGCUUCAAGAAGCGGCCAGGCGAGUUGGUCAAGAGGUUAUCAGGGCCUACAAAGAACAAUGCCGCAAUGGCAAGAGGCAUACAAGACCUUUGAUAGGACCCUGUGGGAAUGACAUGUUACCUAUUCUUGAACGUUUAUAUCGCGAACAGGGACGAAGCGGAAACGACUUGUUGAAAGAGUAUGUCCUCUGUCAGACAUGCCGUACGGUAGUAAGGAACAACCCCGAUUUGAUUCAUCAGCACAUAGCGAGCCAUUAUCCGAAAGCAUACUUCUGCCCAGUUUGUCGGCAGUCCUACGGAUCUGUCGAUUCUCUUGUGUAUCACCUGCUUUACCUGAAGAAGGCAUGCAUAAAAAAGGAGCGGGCGAAGCAAUUUGGCCUCAAAGCCGACCAUCCAGAGUGGCUCGUCCGUACAAUCUGUUCGGCUUACCUCAAUGUGUACUUCUUAGGCGGCAUGGAAUCAUUCGAGAUGCCCGAUGAUCUCUUCACAUUGCUGGCUGGUCGAGAACGAAAUACUCCGGUUGGGAUUGUUUGUCAUAUCGUGAACUAUGAAGGAACAUGA
Molecule: messenger RNA, 1633 nt
Organism: Fomitiporia mediterranea MF3/22
Lineage: Eukaryota; Fungi; Basidiomycota; Agaricomycetes; Hymenochaetales; Hymenochaetaceae
Exons: 12
Coding region: 536-1633 (365 amino acids)
Source: RefSeq, a predicted model, not a curated record